AUGAGCAACGCAGAAGGGACAGGUCGGGAUUCUCAUGCCUCUGAGUCAACUCGGCUACUGCAAAAUGACUACUUAAGCACGCGAUAUAGCAGUAUCGUGAAUAAAACACAUAAUGUCGACGAAGAUGUUACAAUUGCUGUCUUAGGCUCAAUAUCUCAAGAUUUGGAUAUUGAACCGGACCUUGAAAGGCUCCCGUCAGCCAGCUCUGCAAAAAGGAACAAUCAUGCACAAGACGAUGAUGCGUGCAGCACAUCGAGCGAAGAAGACAGCUAUGUUGGGAGAUUCAUAGAUGUAACGCCCACUCGGUUCUGGCUGAUUUUCGCUGGUGUCAUGAUGGGCUAUGCUAUUGGCUUCUUCGAUUCCACUCUCAUGGCCUCCAGCCAUCCGGUCAUUACUUCUUAUUUCCAUACCUCAAACGCUGCAUCGUGGCUGUCUACUGCAUUUCUUCUGACUUCAACUGCAUUCUUGCCUCUUUUCGGUCGCAUUUCUGAUACAUUUGGCCGUAAACCUGUGUAUCUCUUUUCAAUCGUCGUCUUCUUCUUCACGACCGCUUGGUGUGGUCUGGCCCAAAGUAUUGGUAGUUUCAUCGCUGCUCGGGCUGUCUGUGGACUCGGUGCUGGAGGUGUUUUCUCCAUGGGAAUGAUUAUCUCUAGUGAUCUAGUGCGCAUCGAAUAUCGCGGUGUCUAUCAAUCAUAUAUAAACAUGUCUUAUGGCACCGGCAGUUGUUUGGGACUCGCAUUCGGAGGGUUUCUCUGUGAUAAAAUUGGCUGGCGGGGUGCUUUCCUCAUUCAGCUACCUUUUAUAUUCGUCUAUCUCAUCACCGCCAUCUUUACCGUCCCAUCAGGCCUGGGUGUGAAACGGAUCGGCUCGGAGCGUAUGACAGUGUUGCAACUCAUUAAAAGUAUUGACCUGACUGGCUCUCUGAUCCUGGUCCUAGCAGUCACUUCUUUGAUCCUGGGUUUGAAUUUAGGAGGAAAUGUAUUCCCCUGGAAACAUCCGUUGGUCAUUGGAUCAUUAGUUGCGUCAAUCAUCUUGUCUAUUGUGCUUGUACGAUAUGAGCAACACGUGCCACGAGCUGUGCUACCAGUUGACUUGCUCAAACAGGACCCUCGUGCUAGUAUCAUUUUCGGUAACUUUUUCGGGGCAAUGUCGGUCAACACCAUGAUGUUCAAUGCUCCUUUAUAUUUUCAAGCUGUGAAGUUAGCUAGCCCCACUGACUCGGGCUUGCGACUUGUGGCUGCAUCAAUCGCCGUUACCAUAUCUAGUGUCGGGACCGGGUUCCUUAUCACCUGGUCAAAGCGCAUGAAGCCCACUAUCAUCAUUGGUGGCGUCUUCAUGCUUCUGGGUGGAUGUGCUGCCGCGUCAAUGGGCGUCAACACUCCACAAGCCCUUGCCAUGAUCUGUGUUUCUUUGUCCAGUCUUGGACAAGGGUUUGCGUUUCCUUCAUUGAUGGUCUCAGUACUCGCCACGAGUGAUCAGGAAGACCAGGCAGUCGCUACAACAACUCUUGGUCUGGCGCGGAAUCUAGGUUCCGUGAUGGGAGUUAGUGUCAGUAGUUGGGUUUUCCAAAAUGUCCUCAUCUAUCAACUUGAGCAUAAUGUCACUGGCGAGGCAAAGGAUCACAUUAUUGGUCUUGUUCGCAAGUCGAUUCGUGCAAUUGUAGAUCUAGACCCUGAGCAUCGGUUGCAAGUGAUCAAUUCAUACGCCUUUUCACUCCGUCUUACCUUCCUAUCUGCUGCAAUUUGGGGAACUAUUAUGUUACUGAUGCAUAUCCGCCUUCGAGUACCGCGGCUGGCGCGUAAGGCAUGA
Messenger RNA from Penicillium taxi, 1809 nucleotides. Its product is annotated as putative MFS multidrug transporter. The record is from RefSeq and is a predicted model, not a curated record. Gene Ontology annotation, biological process: transmembrane transport; basic amino acid transport. Lineage: Eukaryota; Fungi; Ascomycota; Eurotiomycetes; Eurotiales; Aspergillaceae. The transcript has 2 exons. The coding region runs from base 1 to 1809 and encodes 602 amino acids. Gene Ontology annotation, cellular component: fungal-type vacuole membrane. Gene Ontology annotation, molecular function: basic amino acid transmembrane transporter activity.